This is a messenger RNA of Ostreococcus tauri, 600 nucleotides long. RefSeq names its product Zinc finger, GATA-type. Gene Ontology annotation, molecular function: zinc ion binding; RNA polymerase II cis-regulatory region sequence-specific DNA binding; DNA-binding transcription factor activity, RNA polymerase II-specific. Lineage: Eukaryota; Viridiplantae; Chlorophyta; Mamiellophyceae; Mamiellales; Bathycoccaceae. The coding region runs from base 1 to 600 and encodes 199 amino acids. Gene Ontology annotation, biological process: negative regulation of transcription by RNA polymerase II; positive regulation of transcription by RNA polymerase II. The transcript has a single exon. The record is from RefSeq and is a predicted model, not a curated record.
AUGGCGCAGUACGCGGCGUACGCGGCGUACGCGCGGGCGCAGACGCAACACGUGGUGGGGUUUGGUGUCCCGGGGUUUGGAGGGGUGGGGUUUGGAGGGGGGUACCCGUACGGAGUCGCCGCGUACGAGGCGACGAGCGCGGCGAGAGGGAACGGGGCGCGCGGGCGAGGGGGGGAGAAACUCGGCAAGGUUCGGCGAGCGAAACCGAUGAAAUCUAAAGUUCCCAAGGUGUGUGUGAACUGCAAGUCCACCGAGACGCCGUUCUGGAGGAAAGAUAAGGGUGGCGGCGGGUCGCUGUGCAACGCGUGCGGGCUGUAUCUCGCGAAGAACGACGCGCCUCGACCGGCGCAGUUGUGGAGACGUCAGGAAACGAGCGCGAGCGAAAUCGACACGAACAACGAUACGAAUGACAGCGAGAAGACCACCGAAGGCGUGCCUUCGGCUUCGGUGGAGGGAGAAAAGAACUCCCCCGAAAAGGACUCAGAGUCCGACGGCGGCGCCGAGACGACAAACGAAAAGCCCUCAGAAGAGUCUCCGCGCGAUGAACGAGUCACCGAGAACGCUUUAAAGCUGGAUGUUAAAGCCGGCGCGGCCGAGUGA